AUGGCGCUAACCACAGACUACUCCCAGCUUGGCGACGUCAUCCACCAGUCGCCCGAGUCACCCUCUCUCUACAAUCAAGCAAAGUACCACACACAGAAACAAAAUUAUUCCUUCUACGACAUAAAGCGCUUUAUGUGUUUGGGAAGCACUAUCCCUGACCAUGCCAAGUACGACGUCGACCUCUUACUAAACCAAGGAGACAAAAAAUGCAAAGACGUCCUAAAUGAGUCCUUCAAGGUCGAGGGUUACAAGUACUGCACUACCAAUAACAACGAUAACGUUAGCUACGCUAAACUGUUCAAUGACCACUACUCUAAUUUCUUUUACUGCAUGCACCUGCACAAUGACGACAGGAAGUGCAACUCCCUCUUCAAGAACUUUUACGAAACGAUUACUAAUGCUCAGCCCGGGGGGAAGAAGUAG
Molecule: messenger RNA, 423 nt
Organism: Plasmodium fragile
Lineage: Eukaryota; Apicomplexa; Aconoidasida; Haemosporida; Plasmodiidae
Exons: 1
Coding region: 1-423 (140 amino acids)
Source: RefSeq, a predicted model, not a curated record